Penicillium chermesinum is the source of this 1086-nucleotide messenger RNA. RefSeq lists its product as uncharacterized. Gene Ontology annotation, biological process: positive regulation of transcription from RNA polymerase II promoter by glucose. The transcript has a single exon. Gene Ontology annotation, cellular component: nucleus. Lineage: Eukaryota; Fungi; Ascomycota; Eurotiomycetes; Eurotiales; Aspergillaceae. The record is from RefSeq and is a predicted model, not a curated record. The coding region runs from base 1 to 1086 and encodes 361 amino acids. Gene Ontology annotation, molecular function: sequence-specific DNA binding.
AUGGUUAUGCAAUCCAGUUCCAGCCUCGCAAUGGCUCUUGCUGGCAAGACCGCCUCUGUCGAUAUUCCUCAGCCUCGAGCUGGCGCGACCAAGCCUCGAGCUCGCCCCGGACAGCCGGCCAUGCUGCCGACGCCACCGAACUCCAUUUCGCCGACCCUACCGCCGCAAGCUUUCAAAAAUCGACCGGUUUUCUCCCCUGGCUCGCCACUGUCGACUGUCCCGCAGCUUGAUUCAGACAUCGAUCUGCAGGACGAGCACGCCCGCGACAAGCCCCAGCCUACCAUCGAAAUCGACAAUGUCGGCGACAUUACCCCGGUCAUGCUGGCCAAAUACCAUCUCCCUGAGAUCCUGCUGCAGCAGGGCCCGCUGGCCAUCCGUCAUGUCAUGGGCCACCUGACAACAUCGGUCCCUGGUUUCGCGCGUAUUCCACCUGCGAAGGCGCGACGCCUCGUGGUCGCUGCCCUUGAAAGGGCCGGUGGCGCCAACAGCGAGGUCAUUUUUGAGAAGGUCGGCUGGGGCCGCUGGGACGCUCACCGUCGCGGCGAAGCACGCGCGACUGACCCCAACGCCUCGACGUCGCCUCCCUCUAGCCUGACCGGCUCUUUCCAGCAGCGUGGUCUGCAAAUCGAGGGCGCGGGUCGGAAUCGACGUAAUGUGUACGGUGCAAAUGCAGGCCGAGACUCGAUCGCGUACUCCUACACCACUGACAAUGGUGCGCGUGGCGAAUACGAAGACCUCGACAUGCUUGAGUAUGAGGCAGACAAGAUGUCGCUGGAUGGCGAUGAUGACGAGCGUGCGUACUGCUCUUCUUCCGAGGCGCCGGACGAACUUCAGGACGAAGAGUGGAAUGAAAGCGACGUCACCGACGAGGAGGAUUGGGCGCAGAUCGGAGCCGAUGCUCUUCGAGCACGAUCGAUGAACGGUGGAGGAGGAUUCGUGCGAAGCAGCAACGUUGCUGCCCGUCAGCCUCUUCCUGCUGGUUUUGUCAGCCCCACUGCAUCCACUUUCGCGAAAUCCACUCCCCACACCUUCGACACCCAGGAGCGCGCCGCAGUUGAGGCGCUUCUUCGCUUGGGCUCUAUGUAA